AUGGCCUACACCAAAGACUACUACCACAUCCUCGGCCUCCGUGCGCCCAGCCCAGGCUCUCUAUCGAAUCGACACCCCGCAGCCGAGCUGAGGCGGGCCUACAGAAAUGCCCUGCUAGCCGCGCACCCAGACAAGAAGACCGCCACGAGCAAGGGCAGCCACAGCGUCGACGAUGUGCGCGAAGCGUUCCGCAUCCUCCAAAGCGCGGCCAGCAGGGCGCAGUACGACAACUGGCUCCUGCGAAACCCGCACGUUCUGGCCACCGAGUCGCAGGGCGGCGACGACGGUGCUGGGGUGCACACGUCCAGUCAGGACUUCCUACUCGGGCUCGAGUUGUUGGAUUUGAGCGAUUUCGAGGAGCACGAGGUGGCUGAUGAGGCGGAGUGGACGAGGGCGUGUAGAUGUGGGGAUGACAAGGGGUUCAGGAUACGGGAGGAUGAUCUCGUGGAUGCGGAGCAGAGGGGGGAGAAGGAGGUGCUGGUAGGCUGCGGGGGGUGUAGUUUGUGGGUGCGGGUGGCGUUUGAUGUCGAGGAGGGUUGA
Molecule: messenger RNA, 540 nt
Organism: Ascochyta rabiei
Lineage: Eukaryota; Fungi; Ascomycota; Dothideomycetes; Pleosporales; Didymellaceae
Product: Diphthamide biosynthesis protein 4
Exons: 1
Coding region: 1-540 (179 amino acids)
Biological process (GO): protein histidyl modification to diphthamide
Molecular function (GO): metal ion binding
Source: RefSeq, a predicted model, not a curated record